GGUGCAGGGAAAGAUAACGGUAAUUAUACCUAUUUUUUCUUACACUUCUUCCAUUUCAUCCCACCAAAAGUUUCUUCGCGAAGAAGAUGACGAUCCUGCUACAAAAUCUCCCGCCAAUUCCUUCUUCUGCUUCUUCCCUUCGUUGUAGAACAAGAUCCCCAACAGUUGUGUGUGUUGUGGCCUCUAGUAACACUCACAAACCUGAUAGAAUCAAACCCAAAACCAGAAUCAAGAUCAAAGAACCGGAUGAUUACCAUGCCACUCUCAGAGCUCUCAACUCCAAAGGCCGUAUCCCUAGAAAAACCCUUGGCCAGCAUUACAUGUUAAAUGGUGAAGUAAAUGAACAACUUGUUGAUGCUGCCAAUGUAAGCGAUGGUGACGUGGUGCUUGAAAUUGGUCCAGGAACCGGGUCUCUCACCAAUGUACUUGUUGAAUCUGGUGCAACUAUUCUUGCUAUUGAAAAGGAUCCUUACAUGGCUGCACUUGUAAGAGAUCGCUUUGCGAGUACACGCCGUGUGAAGGUGGUACAGGAGGACUUUACAAGAUGCCACCUCCGAUCUCAUUUGUCAUCAUACAUGGAAGAAAGUGAUCCCUCGGAUUCAAAUCCAUACGCAAAGGUGGUUGCCAAUAUACCAUUUAAUAUAAGUACUGAUGUAGUCAAACAACUUCUUCCAAUGGGUGACGUCUUCUCUCAAGUAGUCUUAUUACUCCAGGAGGAAGCCGCUGUGCGCAUGGUGGACUCAUCCUUGAGGACAUCCGAAUACAGGCCCAUCAAUAUCUUCAUAAACUUCUAUUCAGAUCCUGAAUACAAAUUUAAGGUCCCAAGGGAAAACUUCUUUCCUCAACCUAAAGUAGAUGCAGCUGUUGUUGUGUUUAGACUGAAGCAAACAGUAGACUAUCCCCAAGUUUCAUCAACCAAGAGCUUCUUUUCAAUGGUUAAUUCUGCAUUUAACGGGAAACGAAAGAUGUUGCGCAAAUCGCUCCAACACAUAACGUCGUCCCUCAAGAUGGAGGAAGCUCUGGUUAACAUUGGUCUCCCUGCAACAUCGAGACCGGAAGAAUUGACACUAGAAGAUUUUGUAAAGUUGCAUAAUUUAAUUGUAGAUAUUUGACAAAAAUGGUAUUUAGAGAUGCCCUUUUGGGCAUUAGGUAGGAAAGUUUGGUACUUUUUGGAAAUCUUUCUCAAAACAAGUGUUUCUAAAGCUUUCAAGAAACCCUUGUUUCA
This is a messenger RNA of Cynara cardunculus var. scolymus (artichoke), 1225 nucleotides long. Its product is annotated as ribosomal RNA small subunit methyltransferase, chloroplastic. Gene Ontology annotation, cellular component: mitochondrial matrix. Bases 87 to 1112 code for a protein of 341 amino acids. Lineage: Eukaryota; Viridiplantae; Streptophyta; Magnoliopsida; Asterales; Asteraceae. Gene Ontology annotation, biological process: rRNA methylation. The transcript is spliced from 10 exons. The record is from RefSeq and is a predicted model, not a curated record. Gene Ontology annotation, molecular function: rRNA (adenine-N6,N6-)-dimethyltransferase activity.